AUGCAAACCCCGGUGAGAGCAGUCCAGUUCCGGCUGGUCAAUGGCAGCAGCCCCUGUGAGGGCCGUGUGGAGCUCCAGGUGCAGGGGACCUGGGCACCCCUCUGUGCAGCCCACUGGAGCCUAACAGACGCCACCGUCCUUUGCCAUCAGCUCAACUGUGGAAAUGCAGUGGCCACACCAGGAGGAGGCCAUUUUGGAGAUGGAGACGCUCCCAUCUGGCCAGAUGUGUUUCACUGUCUCCCUGGAGCCCUUAGGCUGAAGGAUGGACAGAGUCGCUGUGAUGGUCGUGUGGAGGUCUCUCUGGAUGGAGUGUGGGGCCGCGUCCUAGAUGAUGCCUGGGACCUGCGUGGUGCCAGCGUCGUGUGCAGGCAGCUUGGGUGUGGAGAGGCCCAGCGAGCCUAUGACACAACUGCCUCUGACCGUGCAGCUGUCCCAGUGGGGCUGAGCCAGGUGCGCUGUGAGGGCUCAGAGACCCGCCUGACCCAGUGCAACGUGUCAGUGUCCCGGCUAGUGCCCGUGGGGUCCUUGCGGGAUGUGGGUGUCGUGUGUUCUGGUGACCUUCAGGUGCGGCUGGCUGGGGGCCCUGGCCGCUGUGCAGGGCGUGUAGAGGUGCUACAGGGAGGCUCCUGGGGCACCGUGUGUGAUGACGCCUGGGACCUGAAGGAUGCCCAUGUAGUCUGUGGUCAACUGGACUGUGGCCAUACCCUUAGUGCCCCUGGGGGUUCCUACUUUGGAUCAGGAUCUGGGCCCAUCUGGAUGGAUGAGCUGGGUUGCCUGGGCAAUGAGUCUGCACUGUGGCAUUGCCCAAGGCCAGCUUGGGGUCAACAUGACUGUGGGCACAAAGAGGAUGCUGUAGGUACCUUCUGCUCAGAGUUCACGGAUCUCAGGCUGCAGAAGUAUGGACAGCCAUGCGCAGGGCGGCUGGAAGUUUUCUACCAUGGAAGUUGGGGGGGAAUCUGCCAUCUCCUGAGCACAGCCUCCCUGGGGAUCCUGUGUGGGCAGUUGGGCUGUGGGCCCCAAGGGCAGCUACUGGGCAGGCCAGAAAGCUGGCCUUCCCUUGGGGUUUUCUGGCUGACUUCCAUUCAGUGCAGGCCUAGGCACGACAGGUCCCUGUGGCAGUGCCCCUCAUCUGCCUGGGACCUGCAUUCCUGCUCCAGCAGUGAGGAGGCCUGGGUCUUGUGUGCAGAAAACAAGCCAGAAAUUCCUGAGGAUUCUGAGCAGACCCUUAACUGCUCAUCCACGCUCAGUUGCCCAGAGGAGGGUGCACUGCGCCUGUGAGGUGAUGAUGACUGCUCGGGGCGUGUGGAGCUUUGGCACGUAGGCUCCUGGGGCACCGUGUGUGAGGACUCCUGGGACCUUGCAGAUGCAGAGGUCGUGUGUCGCCAGCUGGGCUGUGGUCAGGCCGCGGAUGCCAUGCGGAGAGCCGCCUUUGAUCCUGGGUCAGGGCCUGUGUGGCUGGAUGAGGUGGGGCGCAGUGGAAGCGAGGCUUUCCUGUUGGGCUGCCCUGCAGAGCCACUGGGAUAUGGAGACUGUAAACACAAGGAAGAUGCAGGGAUGCUCUGCUCCUUGGUGUGAGUCAGGGCGGGGAGGAAAUGCAGGGACAGUGUCUGUAUGUGUCUGUCACUUUCUGUGGAACCAGGUCCUCAAGUACUGGGCCUUCAUGCAUAAGGUCCCAUUUGCUGCUUUAAGCAUAGGCUUAUUUCCUCCAUCUUUUUGGACUCUUGCCAUGUGUGGUGGGACACUGCUGCUAGGUGUGGGCAGGUCCAUGCUGUAGUGUGCUGCCUUUCCUCUUCAUCUGGGUGUUCAAGACUGCAUUUUUCCUGCUUGUGUCUCGGGCACCUCAUGUCACAUGUCACACUCACCAUCUUCCUGUCUGUCAGUGGCCUGAGGGGCCGCACAGUUCCUCAGAUUGCACUGGUCAUGGAAUGGCUGUACCACAUGCCACUCAGCCUGUCUCCAGGAGUUCCAUACCCAUGGUGAUGUACACCCAGUUGAUGCCAACUGCUCUCUCUGUCCAUCUGAGUGGGGAAUCCAGUGUGGGAAUGAGGUCCUAGGUUGAGAGCAUCCAUAUCUCAGGAGAUUUCCUUCUAUGACUAUGAGGUUUGGCUCUAGUGCACUGUGGCCUCUUGAACAUUGUGGCAUUUUUCCAAGGGAGAACUGAGGACAGGGGUAGUCAGGGCCAUCAGAGGUUUCCCUUGGCACACACUGUGACAUCUACCUAUGUCCUCCUCACUUAACACUACCAGGAGUAAGAGAACUGCUUAGAAUCUCCACCUGGACCUUCUACUUGGUCCCACCCACCAGAGUUCUGCACUUGUGCUGCUGUUCCUUGUAAAGUUGAGCCCUAUCUGGGAAAGCACCAGCUUUUCUCGGUAGCAAUGAAACCCAGGUGUUCUGAGUGCUGCACCUUCUUCCUCAAAGUUUGAAGGUAUCUAAGCCCAGGUUCAUAGUCCCCAAGGCACAUAGGAAGCCCUGCCUUUGUGUUUGUCAUAGUAACCCCCUUCUUGGCCCCUGGACCUGUUGCUGAGGCCUGGAUCCUGCUGGAGAUUGCCUGCCUGGUUCUUGGCUGUCUAUUGGGUCUCAUCUUCCUGUUCCUGUGUGUUCAGCGGAGCUGUCCCAGAGCUGCCUACCUGGGUCCUGGGAUGUCACAGCGACUGCCUUCAGUGGUGUCUAUGAGGACAAUGAAGUUCUUUCUGUGGAGGAUAAAGAGCAGAGACCCUCAGUGUCAGGGAACCUGGUGCUGGAGGAGUAUUGUGAUGAUGCUGAAGAACCUGGGGAACACUGUGGGGAGGAGACAGGUGUGGUGGAGGAGUCGGGUCUGUAGGAAGGGGCUGAAGCUGGAAAUUGGUUACAUGUGUGGGGGCAAGACAGGGCUAAGUGCCAAAAUCAAUCAAGCUACCUCCAUCCUGAGAAGAUUUUCUUCCUGCCUGAGACAAUUGCAGUCAGUGUUAAAUAGGCAUCCUUGUGUCCAUGAUUCUAACUUUGUCAAAAGUAUAAAUAAAGCCCCUACCUUUGUUUUGGAGUUUCUCUUCUCCCAUUUAGA
This is a messenger RNA of Chinchilla lanigera (long-tailed chinchilla), 3043 nucleotides long. Its product is annotated as scavenger receptor cysteine-rich domain-containing protein SCART1-like. Gene Ontology annotation, cellular component: membrane. The record is from RefSeq and is a predicted model, not a curated record. Lineage: Eukaryota; Metazoa; Chordata; Mammalia; Rodentia; Chinchillidae.